Messenger RNA from Malania oleifera, 1412 nucleotides. RefSeq lists its product as uncharacterized. Bases 95 to 1255 code for a protein of 386 amino acids. The transcript is spliced from 3 exons. NCBI's taxonomy places the organism in Eukaryota, Viridiplantae, Streptophyta, Magnoliopsida, Santalales, Ximeniaceae. The record is from RefSeq and is a predicted model, not a curated record.
CCCACAAGCUUCACUCUCUCUCUCUCCUUCUCUCUUUCUCUCUGCAACAAUCAAAAUCAACAGAAACAGAUCAUGAGAUGAAAUGAGGUGAGAGAUGAGUCGUCUGGCGCCGUUAUCAGAGGAACCCGUCGACGACGACGAAGAAGGCGACAACAGCUACUCCGGAGGCAGCAGCUCCUCCUCCUCCUCAAAGAGAAAAGGCAGCGAAGGAGGUGGCCGCCGGCGCUCAUGGCGGAAGUGGGUGGCGAAGAAUCUCAACCACUUAUCUGACAUCCUCCUCCUCAUCAACAAGAAAUCUGAUCUCAAACUUCUCUUAAGCGUUCUGGGCUGCCCUCUCUUCCCCGUCUCCAAUUCCUCAUCCCGCCUCCUCCUCCCAAUUCCCGCCGCCCCUACUUCCCACGGUUCGCUGUCGGCGCAAUACAUAAUCCAGCACUUCGCGGCGGCGACUGGCUGCCGGAAACUGGAGGGCAGAGUGAAGAACAUGUUCGCUACCGGAAAAGUUAGGAUGGCCACGGUGGAGGAGCCGAGCUCCGCCGGCUCGGCAGGGGUGCCGCACAGAGGGUGCUUCGUGAUGUGGCAGAUGGUCCCCAACAAGUGGCUGAUUGAGCUGGUCGUCGGCGGCCACAAGGUCGCCGCCGGCAGCGACGGCACUGUGGCCUGGCGCCACACGCCCUGGCUCGCCGCUCACGCCGCUAAGGGCUGCGUCCGCCCCCUCCGCCGUGCUCUUCAGGGACUAGACCCUGUCGCAAUAUCAACUGUAUUUUCCCUAGCGCAGUACGUGGGAGAAAAGCAAAUGUGGGCCGUUGACUGUUUCGUGUUGAAAUUGUCUGCUGAUCAGACGGACCUAGCGGAACGAAGCGACCACACUGCGGAGAUGAUCAAGCAUGUGAUCUUUGGCUACUUCAGCCAAAGGAGCGGGCUGCUAGUGUACUUAGAGGACUCCUCCUUGACUAGGAUUCAGUCUCCCGGCUCCUACCCUACGUACUGGGAGACCACCAUGGGCACCAAGGUGGAGGACUAUCGGACGGUGGAGGGCGCCGUGAUCGCGCAUGCCGGUCAGUCCACCGUCAUCAUCACACGGUUCGGCGAAAAUCUCAAGGCCGGCCUUGCCAUCACGCGGAUGGAGGAAAUCUGGACCAUCGAUGAUGUCGCCUUCGACGUCCAAGGCCUCUCCAUGGACUGUUUCAUUCCUCCUCGAGAAGUACAGAAGCAUUGCCUCGAAGAGAGCUUUGGCGGGAGAUCACCCCUACAAUAAUAAGUGUUCUUUUUACGUCUAUCGAUUGUAUCAGCACCAUCCAUUUAAUACAUCUUCACCAAGUUCGUACAAAUCAAUGGUGAUAAUGUAUCUAAAUAUGUAUCUGACACGCUAAAGAAUUUCUUUAAUAAAGGAUAGAUACAGGAGUGAUCUUAAA